CUCAGAUUUUCAUUGUAAUUGUUUUCGUGUAAAGAAGCAAAACAAAAGUGCUUUUUGCGUACAAAGAAACAUAAUUAUCUGAUCUGUGCUCAAUAUUUUCGUUGGUAUUUUCCAAGUUAAAGUGCAUUUCAAGUAAAAAUGAAUCGAUUAUUUGGUCGUGGUAAGCCAAAAGAGCCCGGACCAAGUAUUGGCGAAUGUAUUGCAAAUGUUGAUGCACGGGCCAAUACAAUCGAAGAAAAAAUUAAUAAAUUAGAUGCUGAGCUGCGAAAGUACAAAGAUCAAAUGGCUAAGAUGCGUGAAGGACCGGCCAAAAAUGCGGUAAAACAGAGAGCGAUGCGAGUUUUAAAACAGAAAAAACAAUACGAAAGUCAAGUUGAAGGUCUUCGAAAUCAAUCGUUCAACAUGGAACAAGCAAAUUAUGCCACCCAAUCAUUGAAAGACACACAGUCGACGAUUUCAUCAAUGCGUGACGGUGUCAACCAAAUGAAGAAAGAAUUCAAAAAUGUGAAAAUCGAUGAAAUUGAAGAUAUUCAAGACGAUAUGGCCGAUAUGCUUGAACAGGCGGAUGAAGUACAAGAGGCUUUGGGACGUACAUACGGUGUUCCGGACGUUGAUGAGGACGAAUUGGCAGCCGAAUUGGAUGCUCUUGGCGAAGAAAUCGCACUUGAUGACGAUGCUUCUUACUUGGAUGACGUUGUAAAAGCCCCGGCUGCCCCAGACAAGGAACCCGGAGCUGAUAGCAUGAUUCGCAACAAAGACGGCAUACUAGUAGAUGAAUUUGGAUUGCCGAAAAUACCAUCCACUACAAAAACUACAUAAGCGUGUCUAUUUUACAUUAUUUCUCUUCUAUAAAAAAUAAUUUGCUUACCAGAAUAAACAGUAUCUUUAUAACCGUUUUAAUACAAAAUCACUUCACAUUUGCACCAGAGGUGAAUCAAAACUAAAAUGCAGUUUACAUGAACGAAACCGAAUUAGUUUAAGUGUGCAAAAUUGUAUCCAUGAUUUCUUAUGAAUAAAUAUGAAGAAAAUGAA
This is a messenger RNA of Contarinia nasturtii (swede midge), 1032 nucleotides long. It is a transcript of the gene Vps60, whose product is annotated as charged multivesicular body protein 5. Bases 139 to 819 code for a protein of 226 amino acids. Gene Ontology annotation, biological process: vesicle budding from membrane; late endosome to vacuole transport via multivesicular body sorting pathway. The record is from RefSeq and is a predicted model, not a curated record. Gene Ontology annotation, cellular component: multivesicular body. Lineage: Eukaryota; Metazoa; Arthropoda; Insecta; Diptera; Cecidomyiidae. The transcript has 2 exons.